Calidris pugnax (ruff) is the source of this 1188-nucleotide messenger RNA. RefSeq names its product ciliogenesis associated TTC17 interacting protein (gene CATIP). Gene Ontology annotation, biological process: cilium organization; actin filament polymerization. NCBI's taxonomy places the organism in Eukaryota, Metazoa, Chordata, Aves, Charadriiformes, Scolopacidae. Bases 49 to 1188 code for a protein of 379 amino acids. The transcript has 10 exons. The record is from RefSeq and is a predicted model, not a curated record.
CUCCCCCUUUUUACCCCGGGGUCCGACAGGAACCCCCCCUGGCGAGGCAUGGAGCCCACCCCCGAGUGCCAGCAGGAGACCCCAGCCCUGACGGAGGCAGCUGCCAAGUUCCUGAACUUCAUCGGGCCGGAGGACCUGGAGCGCUGCCUUUUCACCGAGAUGCUGGAUGUGGUGGCAGCAGGGGGGCAGCCGAGGGACCAGGCAGUGGGUCGGUGGUGGGUGUCAGCCCGGUGGGCACCCUACAAGCGGCCAGGGGAGCUGGUGCGGAGCUGCCUCCUGGUGCAAGCCACCUCCCGCAGAAGGCAGGAUGGGGUGUCCUGCUCCAGCACCCUCAAAGCCUAUGUGACCACGCAGCUGGAGACCCUGGAGCAGGAGGAAGAGGAGCACCUGGAGCUCAGAACACACCCGGUACAGAAGAGGACUCACAUGGUGAGCCACCAGCAUGGGAUGACUGUCACCAAGACCCUCCAGGAGGGAGAGGCAGAGCCGCAGUGCUGGAGCUUCUCCUACAGCCGGGAUGAGCUGCGGGGGCUGCUGCCAGAGGGUGCCAGCCUCCUGCUGCUGCGGGUGCUGGCGUGUCGGUGGGCAGUGCCCCCCGGCCUCAUCUUCCCAGCCAUCAACACCGAGGGCCACCUCUGCACCUCCAGCUACCGUGCCCUGGGCACCCAGCAGCAGGCGGUGGGCUCGGCAGAGGUGGAGGUGUUUGUGAUCGAGAGAGCCCUGCAUGCCAGCGCGGGCACCUCCACCGUCUGGCACAGCAGCUUCCUCCCCAACGGGUAUUUGGCUCAGCAGGUGGAGGUCGGGUGCCCAACGAUGGUGCUUCUGCGGGAUGAGUCCAUCCUGAGCAAGACAGGUGGGGUGGAGCAGCAACCCCCCUUCCCCAAACAGCCCCUGGACUGGGAGGAGGACAUCCAGCUCUACUCCUGGUUCCUGGACAGGAAGGCGGAGCUGCAGGUGUCCCACGCCACGUACAUCCAGCAGCACCCCGAGCUCUGGGCACUGCUGGCCGACUUCCUCCAGGCCCUGCUCCUGCAUCAGCCCCGUGACCCCAUCUCCUUUGCCGCCCAAUUCUUCACCCCCUUCGCCCGCCAGCAGCCCCCCAUGGCCCGCCUCGCCUCUGCUGGGCCUGCCAGGACCCAGGCAUCCUGCCCCCCUCCUGGCUGUUCUAGUCCCCUCCUGGGGGGGUGA